GCCCGGGGGCUCCGCAUGCUGCAGCUGCCCCCGGGCGCCCCCGCCGCCGCUCGCCGCGGAGCCGUGCGGAGCCGAGCUCACGAGCUAACCCGAGCCAGCGGCCCGGAGCCAGCCGGCGGGCGUCCCGGAGGCGGCGGCGCAGGGAGGGGCCCGACGGCGCACGUGGCCCCGGCGGCCGCCAUGGCGGACAGCGGCCCCGCAGGGGGCGCGGCGUUGGCGGCUCCGGCCCCUGGACCCGGGAGUGGCGGCCCAGGGCCCCGUGUCUACUUUCAGAGCCCCCCUGGGGCUGCAGGCGAGGGCCCUGGCGGCGCGGACGACGAGGGCCCAGUGAGGCGCCAAGGGAAGGUCACGGUCAAGUACGACCGCAAGGAGCUACGGAAGCGCCUCAACCUGGAGGAGUGGAUCCUGGAGCAGCUCACUCGCCUCUACGACUGCCAGGAAGAGGAGAUCCCGGAGCUGGAGAUUGACGUGGAUGAACUCCUGGACAUGGAGAGCGAUGAUACCCGAGCUGCCAGGGUCAAGGAGCUGCUGGUUGACUGUUACAAACCCACUGAGGCCUUCAUCUCUGGCCUGCUGGACAAGAUCCGGGGCAUGCAGAAGCUGAGCACACCCCAGAAGAAGUAAGGGUCCUCGACCCAGGUGAACGGUGGCUCCCACAGGACAAUCGCUGCCCUGCAACCUCGUAGCAACAGCAAUACCGGGGGGCCCUGCGGCCAGGCCUGGUGCCAUGCGCAGUGCUCCCCGUGCCCCUGGCCCAGGGGCCUCUUCCCUGCCCCCUCAGUUUUCCAUUUUUGGGGUUUUUUAUUAUUAUUAAACUGACGGGACUUUUUGUGUUUUUAUAUUGACUGCGGCGCGGGCCCUUUAAUAAAGCUAGGAUAUGCCUUUGGUGCAGUUAA
Molecule: messenger RNA, 896 nt
Organism: Balaenoptera musculus (blue whale)
Lineage: Eukaryota; Metazoa; Chordata; Mammalia; Artiodactyla; Balaenopteridae
Gene: PPP1R14B
Product: protein phosphatase 1 regulatory inhibitor subunit 14B
Biological process (GO): innate immune response; regulation of phosphorylation
Cellular component (GO): cytoplasm
Molecular function (GO): protein serine/threonine phosphatase inhibitor activity
Source: RefSeq, a predicted model, not a curated record